This is a messenger RNA of Vicugna pacos (alpaca), 2473 nucleotides long. The record is from RefSeq and is a predicted model, not a curated record. NCBI's taxonomy places the organism in Eukaryota, Metazoa, Chordata, Mammalia, Artiodactyla, Camelidae.
UCAGAACUUGUAACAGAAAAUCAAAAUACACUCCACUCAAGAGAACCCUGUACUUUGCACUUUGGUUAAAGGUCUCAUUUAGAUUUAAAUUCCUCAACUGCUUAAGAAAUUCAGUUUUCUUUGAUCUUCUCCUUUUUGAGUUGCAGAAAUCAGAUAAAACUACUACUCGAUAAAAUGACUUCUUGUCACGGUGCUGGCGAUCCUAUAAAAAAGGUUGCUAUCUUUGGAGGAACUCAUGGGAAUGAGCUAACAGGAGUAUUUCUAGUUAAGCACUGGCUGGAGAACGGCACUGAGAUUCAGAGAACGGGGCUGGAGGUAAAACCAUUUAUUACCAACCCAAGAGCUGUGAAGAGGUGCACCAGAUAUGUUGACUGUGACCUGAAUCGAGUUUUUGAUCCUGAAAAUCUUGGCAAAAAAAUGUCAGAGGAUUUGCCAUAUGAAGUGAGAAGGGCUCAAGAAAUAAAUCAUUUAUUUGGUCCAAAAGAUAGUGAAGAUUCCUAUGACAUUAUUUUUGACCUUCACAACACUACUUCUAACAUGGGGUGCACUCUUAUUCUUGAAGAUUCCAGGAAUGACUUUUUAAUUCAGAUGUUUCAUUAUAUUAAGAUGUCUUUGGCUCCAUUACCCUGCUAUGUUUAUCUUAUUGAGCAUCCUUCCCUCAAAUACGCAACCGCUCGUUCUAUAGCCAAGUAUGCUGUGGGUAUAGAAGUUGGUCCCCAGCCUCAAGGGGUUCUUAGAGCUGAUAUCCUGGAUCAGAUGAGAAAAAUGAUUAAACAUGCACUUGAUUUUAUACAUAAUUUCAAUGAAGGAAAAGAAUUUCCUCCCUGUGCUAUUGAAGUCUAUAAAAUAAUGGAGAAAGUUGAUUAUCCCAGGAACAAAAGUGGAGAAAUUGCUGCUAUUAUCCACCCUAAACUGCAGGAUCAAGACUGGAAGCCUUUGCACCCUGGAGAUCCUGUGUUUUUAACCCUUGAUGGAAAGACUAUUCCAUUGGGUGGAGACUGUACCGUGUACCCGGUGUUUGUAAAUGAGGCUGCGUAUUAUGAAAAGAAAGAAGCUUUUGCAAAGACGACUAAACUAACACUCAAUGCAAAAAGUAUUCGCUCCUCUUUACAUUAGAAAUCACUUAUAGCUCAUUUGUUAUAGGGUACCUAGAAAAGUUCUAGUUUGUAACCUCUUGGAGACCAGAUUGUGCCUUAUUCAUCACCGAAUCCAUAGCAUCUAGCCCAGUGCCUUGCAGAUGGUGGGCAUUCAGGUAAAUUUCUUGAAUGCAUGAAUCAAUCAAUGAAUAUCUUUUAAAGAUACUGUACUUUAUGUAUGCAACUUACUCAAAGAAGUGCUUUUCUUAUUCCUGUAUAGCUUUUUGUACCUUAUACUUUGACAGUUAACAUUCUCAGUAAACAGCCUUUAAGUUCAAAUUUUAACAUUGAAAUAUAUACUGUAUAAAAAGAGAUAUUAACUUGAGCAUAGAACUGAAUGUUGUAUGUUUUCAAGUAGUGUAAAAAUGCUACCAGAAACUAAUUGUGCCAACUCGUUAUUUUAAAUUUUUUCAGAUUUGAAUUAAUGAUAAAUUAUUAAGGAUCCAGUCUAUAAACUUUAGCAGUAGAUAUGAUACCUGUAGAUUUGCAGAUGCUCUUUUGAAGAUGAAAUGUGAACAGGAAAUGAGGGCUGAUUGUAAAGGUGACAUUUUGAACAAAUCCAGAAACUCUGAAUGAUCCUUUGUCCACCGACAGGCAGUAACCCACACAGAGCAUCGCUGCGGUGGCCACCCACUUGUGCUGCGCUGACCUUAGAGAGCAGAGAGCUUCCUACAGAGUCUCACAGGCCCCCACCAGCGCUAACAUUCCUUCCCAACUUGGGAGGCACAUUCCUCCCAGCCCUCCCUUCUUGCUUUGAGAGAAUGAGCUUGCCUUUCUUCCCAACCAGCAUGUGAGGAAGUCUUUGGGCUCCAGCAGCAUAGGUGGUAAAGACAGAAACAGCAGAGGGCAGUGGACACUAGUGGAAGUGUGACCCGAACCUAUGUCUCUGGUUCACAAACACAUUAUUUUAAAGAAUUCCCCCGUGUCCUAAAGGCCCAAAUACCUCACUCCCAUGAUUAUCCUCCUCAGAGGUCCUCGGGCUAAAACGCUUUCUCUGUCCCUCUCCAGCCCCUACAGGAGACUCCCUCCCUCCUCUCUUAGGCCACAGCAGCCAAGUAAAGAAAAUUUCUACCCCAUCAUUUGGACCCCAAGGAACCCAUGUUUACGGUUUCAAAUAUAUUUACCAAAAUCAUACUAACAUUAUCUGUACCAUAUAUGUAGACAGUUUCAUUCUAUCAAAGCAAAUCCCACUGAGCCAAUUUCAUUCCAUAAUGUGUUCUAUAGCACACAAAGUGUUUCUAAAUUUUCGACAUUUGUAUUUGCACUUUCCCAAAAUUAUCUUCACUAGAAUAAACUCUUUUUCUUCUGAAUUCUGUAGUAAAACUCCAAUUUAUCAA